UCCUUUCUGCUAUAAGUACAAAGCCUGAAAUUUUGGAAAAGAAGUUAGUUGAUUAGAUAGUCCCCUGUGCUCAACUGGUACUUAUUUCAUCGACCAACAGUAAUAACCAUAUGUAAUAAGGAGUAUGUAUUUAUGAUGAUAGAUUUUGCACGACGACAAACUAUCGGACAACCUCACUAUAUGCCGCAACCGAUGUUUUGUCACCCCCAUACCGCUGUCAGCUCUCCGUGCGUACGUACACACAAAACGCACUUAACGUUUAAAUUAAACUAGCUCAGUCAGCCGACACUAACUUGAAAAAUAACGGCAGUAGCAGUAGACUGUCUGACAGACACACAGGAACCUAACGAAGAAUAAUAACUUCCAAUAACGAUAAGAGCAACAAUAUUUCAGUACCACUACCGUCACCACCAUCAGCAUCAACAACGGCAAGACUAUCAUCAUUGUAAUCGUCAUCGUCAUCAUCACCAUGUACAACAUUAAAAACAACAGUAACAGCAGCAGCAGGGCUAAUGAAGAAGAACAACGAUGUCCAGUUUUUAAGAGUGGAAUCAGACCAAGUGUAUAUUAUUGUUUGAAUGCGUGUGUGCGCGAAUGUAUGUGUUUGUGUGUUACUGUUGUUUAAUCACAGAUCAGUUCUGACUUGAUCGUGUAAGGCCUACCAUCAGAAUUAUUCGUUACAACCGUGGUCAUCUCUUCGCUUCGUUCCAGUCAAAUCUUUGUGUCACUCUCAAAACACAUCACCAAAUGUACUUCAACUUCAUCCAAACUGGAAGUAUUUGGUGGUUUUUGAGGGGGAUUUUUGGCAGCUAUAGCUAGCCAGCCGGUCGGGCGACUGCUAUUAGUGGAAGGUAAGUAGCUAAGUUAUUUUAAUACUACCUACUUAACUUGAGACGAACAACAGGGGUGUAAAUUUUUCGUCGCAAACCCACCGAACAGAACAGUAAACAAAGUUGAAUAAUUUACCGAGGAGUAUAGAAGAUGAAAAUAAAUAGAUAAAUAAAUAACAACGGAAACGAAAAAAGAAAAGAAAACAAAAGACAAAAGCGAAAGAAAAAAGAACAAGAACAAACAAAACGAAGAAAAGUGGGGGAAAAUAUGGAGAAAGAACAAUAUUUGCUUUAUUUCUGAUAUACGGAUAAUCUUUAUUUACAGUUUGGUGACAUCUUUCUAGUUUAGUUUUCUAGUUUUCCCAUCUCAAAAAAAAAAACAAAAACGAAAAUAAUUCAAAUAAUUUAUUUCCAUAAAAACAUAUAAAGCUAUCUAUCUAUCUAUCUAUCUAUCUAUCUAUCUAUCUAUCUAUCUAUCUAUCUAUCUAUCUAUCUAUCUGUCUGUCUGUCUAUCUAUCUAUCUGUCUGUCUGUCUGUCUGUCUAUCAAUCUAUCUGUCUGUUAUACAUUCCCACCUUUAGCCUGUCUUUAUAUCUCCGCCUCUCCGUCAUAGAGCUAGCCGUAAAAUUUUCCUCCAACUCCCUAUCUUUCUCUCUGUUUAUUUGACUCCUCCCUCAUUUCCACUCUUCUGUCUGUCUAUCUAUCUGUUUGUCUGUUUGUCUGUCUACCUAUCUAAUAUUAUAUCUUGAACCAAGUCAAAAUUGCACGAGUAUAACAUUCAGUCUACGAGCAAUUAUCGUCCUCAGGUAUGUAUCUAUGGUGUCUGACUGUCUGCAUGUGUGAACGUGUGAGAGUGGUUCUGCUAGAUAAGAUGAAUAGCUGUCAGGAGGAGAGAAGAUAAUAAUGCUGUUUGAGGCUGGUUGGCAUUGGCCGGAGCCGAAUCCUUUUAACAGAUCGUUCGUCCAGAGAGUUGGGGAAAGAAAAGGAAGACGAAAAUCAGAUAUUGUUUCUACUUUGCUUUACCCAUCACCUCCUCAGUUAUGUUUCAUGGCUUAUUUUGUUUCCGGUUUCAAACACUUAUCACUUUCACGUUACAAGAACGCAGGGUGUUGUUGUGUACAUUUUUACGGUUGCCGUCAGCAAUACAACAGAACUUCUCCCCAACCUGGAAACUCAGGAGAAAAUCAACACCAAGACAGUUUUGCUACUGUUUCUACAGGAGGCCGCCAAUUAUCGUUAGACAGCGGCUGCCUCACAGCACAAUAUCUAAUGUACCCACCUCGAUUUGUAAUACUGGUAGUGCUGAUUGCUAUGACAGCUUGCAGUAGUAUGGCCAUGCCAGUACAGGUUGUUGCAGCUUGGUCGACGACGAGAAAUUAUUCAACGUAUCGUAACAACAACACGUCCCGCAGCAUCUCGCAAACUUACACCCCAGUUGAAGCAUCAUCACUUUUGUCGCGUCACUUGAAAUCCAAUCGUUUUGUGUCCGUGUCAAAUUCAAAUUCACUUUGGUCAUCACUGCUAAAUAGAGACACAGUAAGAAGCUCUUCAUUUCACCACUGGACAAUUGCUAAGGACGCUCUAUAUGGUAACCAGGGGGUAGAUGAAGGAAAUAAUCACCAUGUUACUUACAGGGACAAAGAUUUAUCGGAGAACGUAGACGAGACACACGUUCGUAAACGUCGAUCAUUGACACCAGAUAUAUCAAAAUCAAACAUGGAUGCACUCGAACGUUUGUCACGUGUGUUCGGUAUUCGGCGACUUCCGUCACCGGACAAAGUGUCACCGCACAUGAUCGCUCCUGAAUACAUGACUCAACUUUAUCAAAGCAUUACAGACAGCGGAGGCCUGACAAAGGCUAAUAGUCCUUACAAUGCGGAUAUUAUACGUAGCUUCCCAGACAGAGAUUAUCGACAUCAAAUGCACUUCUAUUAUAACGUAUCGUUUCUGGAACGUAAAGAAAAUAUCUUACAAGCGGAGUUCCAUAUAUUUAAAUUGCGACCCAAAACUGUUCAACCAAAUAUACUUAAAUCUCAUUUAGUUACGAUUCAAAUUUAUCAAGUUUUGUCUCUAAAGAAUAUUGAUGCUCCUUCUAGCCUCAAGUUGAUCGAUGUUCGUCGCCUGAGUGCAUACAGUCACGGUUGGGUAACUUUCACAGUGAUGAGUGCCCUGCUCUCCUGGAUGAACAACACCUCGCCCAAUUAUGGAUUACUUGUUAGAGCCACAGUGAUGUCUGGUGAGCCAAUUAAUAGUACGUUUAUACGGUUCGCCCAAAGAAGAGCUCACCAUGAUAGCAAACAACCCAUUUUAGUGGUCUUCACUGAUGAUGGUCUCCAGAAACAUCGCAAUUACAUUUCCCCGACGGAUGAAGGUUACCAAGAAAUAAAAGAAGAUAUACUACGUCACGAACUAGCACAGACUUCGAGAAGACUUGACUUCAGGAAAGCCAUCAGGCUUUUAAACGAAAAAGACCGAGCUGAUUACGAACGAAGUCAAGGUAAUUUCCCUAAUUUCAAAUCACGGCAGAAACGAAGUGUGAAAUCGGGAUCAGGAGGCAACAAUACAAGGCAUCGUCGACGUCCUGCGCGAAAUAUUUAUCGACGGAAGAAACGAAACUGCGCCCGUUAUGAAAUGUAUGUUGAUUUCAGUGCUAUCGGUUGGUCUGGUUGGAUAAUUUCACCGAAAGGUUAUAAUGCCUAUCAUUGUGCAGGGGCAUGCCCAUUCCCUUUAGGUCAAAGUCACAAGCCUACGAAUCAUGCUACAGUUCAAAGUAUCGUUCAUGCAUUGCACGCCGACAAAAAUGUGCUUACUCCGUGCUGUGUCCCUGAUAAACUAUAUUCCAUAAGCCUGCUAUAUUUUGAUGAUGAUGAGAAUGUAAUUUUAAAGCUCUACGAGGAUAUGGUUGCUGCUAGUUGCGGUUGCCACUAGAUGGCAAUAUGACAGAGUCAUUUAACUUCUCCUUAAAUGCUUUUGAACAUUACAUGGACGCCAGAAAUUCCUUAUUUGCUCACUCUUAUAAAUCUAAACCAUCAUUUCAAUGUAAAGAAAACAAACAAUUAUAUAUAUAUAUAUCCCAGUGGUAGAUGUCUGAUCAGCAUACCAAUUGAGAAAAUAAGGCCUUCGUUUAAAAGUUGAGUGAACUAAUGUCUCAUUCAAAAUUUGGCGAACCGAGUCACCCGUUAACUCGGUUUUGAUGUGCAGAUACAAUCGUUUCCUCUCGAAUUUCUGAUAGUUUAAGGAAAUUCAUGGACAUAGUCACUUCCCAUUUUCUCUCUUCUAAAUCACCCACCAAAGCGUUUGGAACUUACUUGAAAAGAAACCCUUCGAAAUUAUCCGAUCCAUCUACGUUUGUUCAAUUCACUUCAAUUUUGAAAUAUAACUGGAUCGACUUCUCUUCAAACAUCAGUCCUUCGCAAAUACACAAUUCAUAGAAUAAUAUCACGUAAUUCUAUUAUUUCUUCGCAGGAAACCUUUAAAUUUGAAGUGCAGCCGAAUGUUAGGAAAUGGCACUUUAUUUGUAUCCGACAUUAACAAAUCAUAGAUAUUUCACCUCUCGCUUGCCUUACCUCUUCUCUUUAUAUGUCAAACACGGUGUAACUUUGGUCUUAUACAAACACACAUAAAGUGGUGGUGUGAGCACUGAGAAGUAGAGUGUGCGACACGGGUUCAGUUCUUGGCUUAUAUAUUUCGUAUCCCUUCAAUUCUUUUACCUUCGAUGUCUCGUCGAUAUCGGUAAACCUUGAGAAAGAGAGUGGGAGAGAGAGAGAGUCAGAUGAACAAAGAUGAUUUAUAUUCAAUAUUCCGCCCUAAAACGAAGCUUUCGGUGAUGACCAAUAAAAUGAAAAACAAAAAAAAAGAAAGUCAAAAUGAAUCAAAGGCAUAUAUGCAUCUAAUGAAUAUAUUUACGUACGUAACAAUUUAUGUAUACACAGACACUCUUAUGUAUAUUAAAAUAAAUACAUGUGUAUUCUUUA
Messenger RNA from Octopus bimaculoides (California two-spot octopus), 4803 nucleotides. Its product is annotated as bone morphogenetic protein 7. The record is from RefSeq and is a predicted model, not a curated record. Lineage: Eukaryota; Metazoa; Mollusca; Cephalopoda; Octopoda; Octopodidae. Gene Ontology annotation, cellular component: extracellular region. Gene Ontology annotation, molecular function: cytokine activity; growth factor activity.